CUCGCUCUGAAAGAAAGAAAAAUAUUUUUGAAAGAAAACUAUAGAAGAUGAGAUUAAUGAAGAUCUCAACUAUUGAAUCAAUGAAGAUUCUUCUCAAGGUUUUCGCACGCGCUACUAGAAAGUGACAAAGAAUAUGAUCACCUCCAAAUACUGAAAUGAUUCUUCAACAAAGAAAUUCAAGUUAGCAAGUUUUGAAGACCCAGAAACUUCAAAGUGAAGUGAAGAAUUAGAAUGAAACAUGUUUGAUAAAUGAACUUAAAUAGUUGAUUGUUUAAAGUUUUUGAAGUAAUUGGAUGGUUGAUCAUUGAGAGUCAAUAUCAGGUUUCAUUCAUUUCUUUGUCAUAAAUAGGGAAUGAGAAUUUAAAAACCUCUUUUGAACUUUUCAUGAUCAUAUUCUUUAUCAAUUUUUUUAUUUUUAUUAUAAAGAAAGUUACAGUGAUUAACUUUAAUAUUACAAACAUAUUUUAUUGAUUAACUUACUUGAUAUUAUUUUUGGUCAUCCUUUGGUCUCAUCUUUAUAUCCAAUACCUUAUCAAUUCCUUAAAAAUCCUUUUAUUAUUCGAUAAUCCACCAAUAUCAAUCAACCAAGUAAUUACAUCAUUCAUACAUAUUAAAAGUUUUGAAAAUUAUAAAUUGAUGGAAGCUACCUAAAUGAUUAAAUUAAAUAGAAUUUUAUUUAUUUAACAACUAAUAGCUCGAUUGUAUUCAUAAACAUUAAUAAUUUAAUGGUAAAUCGGGAAAACAGGUUUUUAGUAUAAUAUUUUUUUAUAUAUUAACUUUUUCAAUAACAAUUUAUAUUAUAAUUCGCGUUAAUUUAUAUGUAAUUUUCUUUUUUUGAGGAUAUGUUCAUCUUGUUCUUUUAAUUUCACAAUGUGUGACUGUGGGUUAAUUGUGAAGUACUUGCAAUUUUAAAUGUAACGUUUUUUUUUUAUUAUUAUUAAAACUUGUUAACCUUGCUAAAUUUAAAACACGUAUAUACUAUAGAUUAUAAAUUAUACGUAAUAAUUUAUAAAUAACCAUAGAUCAAGCCUUCCUUUCGGUCUCCACCAGUUAGCGCGCGCCCUCUGGUAACAUUUUAGUCUACUAAAAAGUGUCAACAGAUAUGUUCGCGAAGAUUGUAUUCAUUGCAAAGGCUCCACAAUAAGCAGCCGAUGUAAUUUAUAUUAGAGAACUGAUACUUUGAUGGAAUAAAUCAAUAAAAAAUUGAACAAAUUAUAAGUUUUCAUCAUUUGAAAUAUCCAAAACCAUCCUUAAUAAUGUUGUCAACUAUAGUAAAAGAGCAUCAAAAUAAGCAAUCAUCCAGGAAGGAAAAACAAGAACAAAAGCGUAAGGAAGCUGUACAAGCUGCCAAUAACUUAACACAAGCCUUAGUAGAUCACUUGAAUGUUGGAGUUGCACAAGCGUACCUGAAUCAGAAAAAACUUGAUGCAGAGGCUAAGCAGUUACAAGUGAGCGCUACAAACUUUGCCAAGCAAACUCAAUCUUGGCUUCUUUUAGUAGAAUCAAUUUCAAGUGCGUUGAAAGAAAUUGGUGAUGUGGAGAAUUGGGCUAGAAGUAUUGAAGGAGAUAUGAGAACAGUAGCAACAGCUUUAGAAUACUCAUACAAAGCAACACAAGAUGUACGACCAAAUACAAGUUAAAAAUUUUAUAUUUAUUAUCAGUUGUAAUUUACAAAUCAUUUUUAAUUUAAUUUUAAAAAU
Trichogramma pretiosum is the source of this 1700-nucleotide messenger RNA. It is a transcript of the gene Blos1, whose product is annotated as biogenesis of lysosome-related organelles complex 1 subunit 1. Lineage: Eukaryota; Metazoa; Arthropoda; Insecta; Hymenoptera; Trichogrammatidae. Bases 1257 to 1640 code for a protein of 127 amino acids. The transcript is spliced from 4 exons. Gene Ontology annotation, cellular component: BLOC-1 complex. The record is from RefSeq and is a predicted model, not a curated record. Gene Ontology annotation, biological process: endosomal transport.